GACACACACACAACCACACACACACACACACAGCGGCUCAUUGUGUGUCAGUGAUGGGCUGCUCAGGAUGGUGGCUGCUGUGGACCGCCUGCUUGCUGAACACCUUUCUGCAGCACAGCGCGGUGCGUGUGAUGGUGCGGGAGGCCAAUGUGGAGGCCAUCCAGGGGGACUCUGUGGUCCUGCCCUGCUCCUUCUUCACCAUGAUCCCCCUCUCGCGCCUCAACAUCAUCUGGACCGUAGCGCCAGUCUCAGACCCCGACUCUCCCUCACAGGUGAUCGUGUAUGACCAAGGGCAGGUGAUUGAGAGCCCUGCCUUCACUGGCCGCGUAGGGUUCACAGGAAUCCCGUGGAGUGCCGACGUGAUCCUGAACGACACGCGUGUGUCCGACUCGGGCAUCUAUCGCUGCGUGGUCAGCAACCCUCCAGAGGUGGGAGAUCCGGGGAUCGGCGAACUCAGCCUGAGCGUACUGGCGCCCCCCUCCCUGCCUGUGUGUCUGUGGGAGGGCAACGUAGAGGCCGGUGGCAGUGUGACGCUCUCCUGCGCCGUCUCCGAGGGAGUGCCCACCCCCGAGAUGCACUGGGAGAAGACAGAGCCGGAGAAGAUCACGCUGCCCCUCAACAUGGACAGUGACAUGUCAGGCUCUGUUCAAAUGGCAAAUAUAUCGGCACAGACGUCUGGGGUGUACCGCUGCUAUGUAUCCAACGUCCUUGGCAGCCACAGCUGCUACAUUAACCUCUCUGUGUACACACCACCAAACAAUUCCCCUGGGAUCCUGCAGGGGGUGCUGUUGACCCUCUCAAUGGCCCUGGUGCUGCUGGCCCUGCUGGUGCUGGUGCUUUGGCUGCAUCGCUCCGGCCAGGAGAGGAAGAUGAGGAGCCCCAAGGAGCAGGAGGAAGAGGAGGAGUGCUACAACGAGAUCCGAUACACCCCCUCGCUCAUCAAGCGCUCCUUUGUGUAAGCUAGGGGGCGCUGCAGGGCUUACCCAAGAAUUAACAGCUACCGCCAACCUGGGCAACAGCCAGCUUAACCACCUGGACACUUUCACAUCACUAACUGGUACAUUACGGGGUUACAUCUACUGGGUUACUUCAGCAAAUAAAAACAGGAAAGAAUUAGGAGUCCCCUGUGGUGAAUUGAAGAAAAAAAAAAAAAAAAAAAAAACAACCCUGUGAAACUGAAUUAUGAAUGCUUAUGAGUCAUGAAAAUCUCUGCUGCAUUUCUAGAUUGAGUUUCGUGUUCCACACAAUGUACUUUAAGCUGAUUAGUAUGAAUCACUUUCAAAUGGGACAAUUGUAGGCAAAGCUAAGAUGCAGCGCAGGUUUCUUGUGAUGACGGCAGUGUAGUAUGACUGCAUCGUUGAGCACGACUCACCCUAAAUAAAACUCACACACUUCUUGCUUUGCAAACGAUGACACAAAAAAGCUUUAAUUUAAAUAAUGAAACAAAGAAACAAAAAAAGAAAAUCACAUAAAAAAAAACUGUACAUGACUUUGAAUAUUGAAUUACAGUUUUUAAAUAAAAUAACCCCCAUGUAUGAACUAAAACAGCAAUAAAAAAUGUGGGAUGGUAUACUAUUUUACAGUUGUGCAAAAGCAG
Molecule: messenger RNA, 1597 nt
Organism: Alosa alosa (allis shad)
Lineage: Eukaryota; Metazoa; Chordata; Actinopteri; Clupeiformes; Clupeidae
Exons: 6
Coding region: 54-959 (301 amino acids)
Biological process (GO): homophilic cell-cell adhesion
Cellular component (GO): cell-cell junction
Molecular function (GO): ionotropic glutamate receptor binding
Source: RefSeq, a predicted model, not a curated record